GACUGAAUUUUUGAGGGGGAUUUGUGUAAACGCCAAUAAAACAUGCUUACUGAUGGAUAUAUAUAUAUAUAUACCUACGACUUCAUAUAUAAGAAUAUAUAAGAAUUGAAGAUACAGUGCAGAGCAAGUUCGUUUGGAAGUAAUCGUCAUCAGCAUCAUGCGUGUCCUCUUGAUCGCGGCGGUCUGCGUCGCGGCUGUUUUCGCCGUCGAUGCAGAGGUUUUGCCACCUUUAGAAGGGAUGCAAAGCCUCUCUAUUUCCGUCGGUACACCGGAGCAGCUUACGUUAUUGAAAAAUUUCGAGGACGUUUCUGGUUUCGAUUUUCUCCGGGUAACCGACAGUCUCGUCGACGUGCUGGUGACUGCGGACAAAGUAGAAUAUUUUAAAACUCUCCUCGACGAAAAUGACAUCGCUUACACAGUCACGGUCGAAAACAUUCGGGACGCAGUCAUGGAAGAAUACAUCAAUCAACAAAUCGAACGUAGAUUGCACACGUUGGUUCAAGCGGACCCAGGGAAACUCUCUUUCACGUAUUAUCCUAACAAUAAAGAAGUGAACGACUAUCUCAACUACAUAGUAAAAAAUUAUGGUAGCAUCGCAUCGUUAAUUAACAUAGGAGCAUCCUCCGAAGGACGACAAAUGAAAGUUUUGAAACUGUCAACCGGCGGUAAGAAUAAGCCCGCCAUUUUCAUCGAUGCCGGCAUUCAUGCCAGAGAAUGGAUCGCUCCUGUAACAUCGCUCUACAUAGUAGAUCAAUUGUUGGCCAGUCAGAACAGAAAUCUUUUGAAAAGCGUCGAUUGGUACAUCCUUCCAGUUUUGAACCCUGAUGGCUAUGAGUUCACACACAGUAAAUCAGCGAAUCGUCUCUGGAGAAAGACAAGGUCCGUAAACAGUGGCUCGUCUUGUCGUGGCGUCGACGGCAACAGAAAUUACGACAUGGAGUGGAUGACGACCGGCGCAUCCUCCAAUCCAUGCAGCGACACUUACGCUGGCCCGAAGCCAUUCUCCGAGCCGGAAAUGCGAAACAUGCGAGAUUUCAUCGCUGCGCGUAAACAGAAUAUUAAAGCCUAUAUCUCGUUCCACUCUUACGGUCAGUACAUUCUGUAUCCUUGGGGUUUCACGUCUAAGGUACCAUCCAACGAACCAGAAUUGAGGAAUCUUGCCAGUAAAUCUGCAAACGCCAUCGCUAGCUUCCGUAGGACUAAGUACACUUAUGGUACCUCUGCUAAUCAUCUUUAUCCCGCUGCUGGAGGUAGCGACGACUGGGCCAUGGGCAAAGCCGGCGUGAAAUUGUCGUAUACCUAUGAACUGCCCGGAGGAAAUUCAGGAUUCCAAUUGCCCGCUUCUGAAAUCAAACCUGUCGGCGCUGAAACAUUCCAGGCUAUGAAAGUGAUUCACGAUUAUAUUGUGUCGAAAUACUCCUCGUAAUGCUAAUGACGUUAUUUCGUCGACUUUGUAUAAAAAUGAGCUGUACAGAACUAUUUAAAAAAUAAAAACGAAUAAUAUCA
This is a messenger RNA of Nomia melanderi (Alkali bee), 1506 nucleotides long. RefSeq names its product carboxypeptidase B. Gene Ontology annotation, biological process: proteolysis. Gene Ontology annotation, molecular function: zinc ion binding; metallocarboxypeptidase activity. The record is from RefSeq and is a predicted model, not a curated record. Lineage: Eukaryota; Metazoa; Arthropoda; Insecta; Hymenoptera; Halictidae.